CGUAGGCGCGCAUACACACACACACGCACACACGCACACACACACACGACAACUGUAAACAUUAGACCGACCAUUCAUCAACUUCAUUUUAGCACAGACUGAGGCGCGCCUGAGUACAAGCUGCCCAAAGCAGCAAAUGACUCACUUUUGGAUAUCCGAUCCAAACCCGGAAGAUGACUUUGAGUGUGGACGACAAGCACGCGUCCAGCUGUGCACGUGCACGAGAUGCCCACGGCGCCACGUCACUUCACGGCGAAGCCAACUAGCAGGAAAGAGAGCAAGAAAGUAAGACAGCAAGCAAGCAAGCAAGCAAAAAAGAGUGGCGCCCAGAGCUUCAGGCCACUUUUAAUACAGCGAGGGACUAUAACCUUGAUUUAAAUAUUAUCCAGGUGACCACAGUAAGUCAAGGUCAUAAAAAUCUAAUGUCAGCCUCUCCCCGGAAAGCGUUGGGGGUGGAUUUUAUGAUCUGCAAAUAUAAUGUGGCGCAGCCGUAAAGAUGCGCUUUAAAAGGUGUGUGCGCGAGCGAAGGAGGAGUAAGAGGAGGACGAAGCCGCACACGCAAGGCGGCUGCAAAGUGCACAAAGCCUGUUUGGAGCCUGCCGCCCUGCACGGGAAAGAAAGAUGGAAAAAUAAGGAAGAUGGAGGAGACGCGCCACGCGCACGGACAGACAGACAGUGCGAUGGAAGCGCCUCCAUUCAUUCCUCCAGACGUUCAUCCCUCCUCCAAGCAUCCAUCAAGGAGAGCACGUGGAUGGGAGCAAGUGAAGUACAAAGCCGGCGAAUCUCUGGACCCGACCUAUUACGACUGCCGGUUCCCACAGAGCGUCGCCCGCAGCCACACGCUGGUCUACGGACCCGGGGCGGCCGCGCCGGGCUUCCAGCACCCGCCCCACCAUGUGCAGGACUUUUUCCACCACGGCCCCGCGGGCAUUUCCAACCCGGGCUACCAGCAGAACCCGUGCGCACUGGCGUGCCACAGCGACGCGGGCAAAUUCUACGGAUACGAAGCCCUGCCGAGGCAAACGCUGUACGGCAGCCAGCAGGAGGCGAGCCUGGCGCAGUACCCGGACUGUAAAUCGUCGGCAGGCUCCAACCCCGGGGAAGGACAAGGCCACUUGAAUCAAAGCUCCUCGCCCAGCCUCAUGUUCCCCUGGAUGCGACCCCACGCGCCAGGACGACGCAACGGCAGGCAAACGUACAGCCGCUACCAGACUCUGGAACUGGAGAAGGAGUUUCUCUUCAACCCUUACCUGACCCGAAAGAGAAGAAUCGAGGUGUCGCACGCCCUGAGCCUGACCGAGCGACAGGUGAAAAUCUGGUUCCAGAACCGCCGCAUGAAGUGGAAAAAGGAGAACAACAAGGACAAGUUUCCGGGUCAGAGGGGGGAGGCUGAGGCUGAAGCUGAGGAGGAGGGCAACGAGGACGGUGAAGGCGAAGAGGGCGAAGACAAGGAAGCGGAAGAGCGAGAGGAGAGCAAGGAGUGAUUUUAUGGUCCUUUUUAUGGUUAUAGGGCUGAAAAAGAGAAGGGAGAAGAAAAAAAAAGGAGAGCGAGGUCUCAUAAACGGAGCAGGA
Messenger RNA from Syngnathus typhle (broad-nosed pipefish), 1572 nucleotides. It is a transcript of the gene hoxc8a, whose product is annotated as homeobox C8a. Bases 639 to 1484 code for a protein of 281 amino acids. Gene Ontology annotation, biological process: regulation of transcription by RNA polymerase II. Gene Ontology annotation, molecular function: RNA polymerase II transcription regulatory region sequence-specific DNA binding; DNA-binding transcription factor activity, RNA polymerase II-specific. The transcript is spliced from 3 exons. The record is from RefSeq and is a predicted model, not a curated record. Gene Ontology annotation, cellular component: nucleus. Lineage: Eukaryota; Metazoa; Chordata; Actinopteri; Syngnathiformes; Syngnathidae.